Molecule: messenger RNA, 3211 nt
Organism: Porites lobata
Lineage: Eukaryota; Metazoa; Cnidaria; Anthozoa; Scleractinia; Poritidae
Source: the annotation of a GenBank genome assembly
AUGGGACAAGCCAACUUCUCCUCUGCAAUGAAGUUUGCAAUUGGUGUCUCUCAUCGCCUUGGCCUAUACACAAAUAUGACGUGCAUUUAUUUUGUUUUUGGCGAGCUAAAUGCGUUUUACAGCAUAAGUGAGUUAAUGAGCGCAGAGGCAGACUUAAGUGCCAAUUUUCCGAACGAAAAUCAGAUAACGUUGGGUGCAAUAUUAAAUCGUGCAAGAGAGACAUUGCUCAAUGCGGGUUCGUCUCGUGUCAAUGCUUCAAAUAUUGUUGUCGCUAUUACAAGUGGAAAGUCAACAGAUGAUAUCGAAGCGCCAACAAUUAACUUGAAGGCAUCGAAUGUGACUGUUUUUGCCAUGGGCGUGGGCGAAAAGUACUCUCUGGGGCAGUUGAAUGAGAUGGCAAGUGAAUUGGAUGAGGAUCACGUCUUCACAGCAGACUCUUGGGAAGGCGUUAAUGCUGAUUUUGUAUCUGAAGUGGCGAAGAAAAUAUAUCAAGGUGGGCUGAGUAUCUAGUUUACUUUUAUAUCGUGAAAAAAAAAAAGCAGAAUGCACGCAAGCGUUUAAGAACACUUAAGAAAUAGAAGUCAGGCGCGGAUCUAGGAAAAAUAUUGACCGCGAUUCCCUAAACUAACGCCAAAGGCGCACGUUUUCAGAAGGAAUCGGGGGCAUGCUUUCCCAGGAAAUUUUAUCAGAUUUAAUUCUCUAAAAGUCCCCUUACCUAGGCGGUUUCUGAGUCCUUCGUCGGACAGGAUAUUGGCCAGUUCCUUUGUCCUCUGAUGAAGCCUUACAAAUCAGUGGAAUAUUACUAUUAUUUCUCAUGCCCGGAAAUUGGAAAAAAAAAUAUUCAAACCAUUUUCCAUGAAAAAUCUGACCGACUUCCGUAAAGUGGUGGAAAGCGGUGUGGGUCCGCGCAUGGAAGUAGUGUAUUCUCUUCGAAACCAUCGUUAAAUACAGCAACUGAUCAAACCACUAACUACGUUAUUUUUGUUUCUCGUUAGUUGUCGACAGUUGUGUCAGCUCUCCAUGUUAUAACAACGGCUCUUGUACAAAUUUGGACGUUGGCUACAACUGCACGUGCUCUGUGGAAUAUUCUGGAGAACGCUGCGAGAAAAGUAAGAAGUCUACAAGUUACUUUUUUUAUGCGUGCAAAACAAUGAUAAAACACCUACAGUUUUGUAUGUUUUUGUAGACUAGUCCAUUCACUCCAAUCAAUGUUUCCCUAACUCUCUUGGGAGCAUGCAUUAAUGCGGAGAAAUUAUGGCAUCGAAUAGUUAUUUCUCGAAACUUCUGUUCUGGAAAUUUCGAAUUACCAGACUGAUAUUUCUCGUUAGCGAUCAAAAUCAUGCAGUUCCUCCCAUCCCCUCCCCCCUAUUUCUCGAACCUCUCGAUGCUUCACACUCGUUUCCUUUUACCCACGUAGGCGAGCCCCUAAGAACGUGUGCGUGGGAGGAGGGUUGUUCAGCUCCGCAAAUAUUCUCCAAUAGCAGAUGUCGCCCUUCGAGUUGUCUUCUUGCUGUUCUUGCCAUGUUUUUAGCUAUUAUUUCGCCUAGUUCUUACUCUUGAAACGAAUGAAAUGUCCGCCGUUUUUGUUUUCACAACCAAAACAACUCAACCUCGUCCCCUGGUCUUCUCGGUUAACAGUGCAUUAACCUGAAGAAGAAGGCUGCACUUUUGACGUCAUUGGUUCAUUAAACACAAAAUUUUUCCAAAUUUGGUCAUGGUGAAUGAUGAGUGUUUUUUAAGCCAAUAAGAAUCGGGGAAAUAUUUUGAAUGAGUAAUAAAAUAUAAUAUUUUAAGUUUCGACGACAAUGUUCAUACAGAUUCAUCGGAGUGUAUAAUGGGACCUUAUUACGAUUGAUUUAACAAAUAAUACAGUUUUGACUUAAGAUGAUGUUACACCCAAUUCCAACCCCCCCCGCCCCGCCUCGUUUAAGCUUUUAUCCCAAAUUUUAAAUCAACAAGCCCAGGUGUUUAUUAGAGAAAGUGCAUUUAAACAACAACAUCCACAAAAAACAAGAAAAUGUCUGUUCUUAAAUAGGCAGAUCAGUUGAAUAUCUUUCGCUGGGUUGUUUCCAUGACCGAAAUAACACGCCCGUCAUUCCCUCCCUGGAGUCAAUAAGUGCAACCUACCUCAACGGACCUUAUCAGACAAGAGAAAAUGCAGUAAAGAAAUGUGCUUUAGAAACAGCAAAGGUUGGCUUCAAAGCGUUUGCCCUGCAAGAUGGAGGAUCUUGCCUUUCUGGGCCUUUUGCUCAUCUAAACUACAGCAUUUACGGUGAAACAGCUUGUCCACCUGGAGAAAAAGGGGGCAAAAUGUAAGCGAAGUUUAUUUACUGGGCGGUAAGUUUGUCUUUUGAAUUUUCACUAAGUUUAGUUACAUUAAAACGUGUCCAUACCACUUUUUUUUUUAGGAAAAGGGGUGUCUGUACCCGGGCUACAAGCAUUUAGGUGCCCUCUAGACAGUGGCGGAUCCAGGGAAGGGACCCGGGAGGCCCGCCCCCCUCCUCCCUUAUUUUUAGACCAAACGGAGGCCCGAAGGGCCAAAAAAACUUGUUUUGGAGACCACCCCCCCUACUUAUCUAAGGGUUGGAUGACCGCCUCCCCCUUAUCUCAAGAUCUGGAUCACUGCUAGAUAUAGAUCGCUUAUGGAAAAUUGAGUGCUUGCAAAGCAAGGAAGGGACAUUCGUCCUUCGUUUUCAGUCAAAAUUCUACCACCUAAAUAAGUUUAGUCGCACACAAGUACAACGUAAUUAAUGAACUUAAUUAAUGGAUCAUUUGUCCAUACUUUUGGUUAUGAUAUGAAUAGAUAUCUUGUGGUUCAUUUUUGUAUCCUUGAAUCAUAUUUUAUUUCAAACUCAUUAUCAUACAUCAUACCCAAAAACAAAGGAAUAUAUUUAAACCAAUUAAAGAGAACCUCAAAAUGUCUAUAUUAUGACUAUGAUAAACAUUUUGUAUUAAGCAACGCGAUUAUAUUUGUUCUUUCAUUGCGUCUUUAUUAUUGUUGUUAUCAUCACUGUGUAUUUAUGUAUAUGUAUUUUCUCCUUUGUGAAAGCGAAAUGUGGAAAGUUGCUGCAGGAGAGACUCGUACAUCUAUCGGACAGGACUAUAAAAGGCUCGUCGUACAGAGAUCACUGGGGAGUUCCAUACUUAGACGGGGAUUAUUCCUGGUGUCCACAGGGCGUGGACAUAAAGCGUGAAAUUGAACUUGAACUUA